AUGCCUCAACUGGAUAAAUUCACUUAUUUGGUCAUUGCCGACACCGUACCUUCCCCUUCGGAUUUGUUUACGUAUACUUCCGACAUGCUGGAAGACUCGGCGAGUUCCGGGCGUAGUAGUAGUACCUCAGCGGUCAAUCAACCGCUUCCGGGGGAACAAGCUAUGCCUCCCGCUCUUCCUGUUAUGCAGGAAGCUGCUCUGCCCUACCCCUAUCAAAAUAAUGAGAUUAUAGGGGGGGACAGUGUUGAAUCCAUCCAACGGAGGCUUUUGGGGAGAUUCCCCUCUCCUUCUGCCCAUGAGAUUCAAAUGGCCCGGAUUGAAGCCGAAGACCUAUUCGAGGUCAAGGUCGAUAUCUGUCAGGUCAUGGCGGGCCUUCACCCAAGCGGGGAUUGGAUGGGACGGGGGGCUAGAGCUCUGGAUAAUCUUCGUACCGCCACAGGGGAGGAGUCCUUAAGUCAGCUCCUUCGAAUGCGUGAGGACCUAGAGACUGCAGGUUUGCAGUCUGCAACCUUCCGGCAAUUGGCCGACAGAGUGCCAUUCCGGGCGGAUGCGGAUCAACACGCAGCCACCUAG
Messenger RNA from Vicia faba (fava bean), 573 nucleotides. The record is from the annotation of a GenBank genome assembly. Lineage: Eukaryota; Viridiplantae; Streptophyta; Magnoliopsida; Fabales; Fabaceae.